Molecule: messenger RNA, 6671 nt
Organism: Amphiprion ocellaris (clown anemonefish)
Lineage: Eukaryota; Metazoa; Chordata; Actinopteri; Pomacentridae
Gene: lrrc38b
Product: leucine rich repeat containing 38b
Exons: 2
Coding region: 934-1809 (291 amino acids)
Cellular component (GO): voltage-gated potassium channel complex
Molecular function (GO): transmembrane transporter binding; potassium channel activator activity; voltage-gated potassium channel activity
Source: RefSeq, a predicted model, not a curated record
GAGGGGAGAGGGCAUGAGAUAAACGGUGGUAGAUUCAGAGGCAGACAUUGGAUUGGCAUGGCUGUGUGCAGCUCAGCACUACAAUCUACAUCCACGAGGCUCCUGCCUGGACAUUUGGAUUCUCUCCCACACAUCCUUGAUACGGUGUUGGACAGCGUAACGUUGAGCAGUGCUGUGUUUCUACAGCAUGCUGCAGGGCAUUGGGAGAUAGAGAGGGAAUAUUAAGGUGGGGGGAACAACCUUACCACACACUUGAGCGAUGUUCCGUGAGCUUCUCUCUCUCUCUUUUCAGACCAGCAAGCUUUUCUACACAGAGACCUGGGACUAAUGGAGGGAUGCAGCGAUGUUAAUCUUUGCUUGUCAUGCUUGAAUCACAGCUUCAUAUAUCCUUUUGUGUCAGAGACCUUAUUGUCUUUGUCUGUCACUGCCGCCAGACCAACUGUGGGGUAGUGUGGCGGACAGAGCCUCCUCCUCAACCCCCCUCUCCCUUGUCUGUGCCCCCGACUUCUCUUCACUCCCGGCUCGCUCGUGUCUAUUUACCUUUCUUAAGCUACCCUCCCCUCUCUGUUGAGCUCGAUCUUGCUGGCUCUCCUGCUACCUCCUGCUUACUAUCUCCCUCUCUGUGCUCAUUCAAAGCAGGCAGGCUGAUAUUCUAUCCAGGCUGUUUGCUACAUGAUCUCUUGGAAAACAGUUUUCGCCGCUGCUCUGUCAUCUCACAGUUUCUGAGCUCUUCCAGAUAUCUCCAUAAAGAUAGGAUGCUCCUUCAGGAGGACUGAUCCCCUUUCAUUUCCCCCUCACUCACCCCUUCCCCUCCCUUGUCCCAAUCUCCUGCCCUCUGACCCUCACCCUCGUGUUCUCAACCCCCAUCCACCCACUCCUGUUCGUCCUCACCCCAAGCCUCUUUCUCCUCUCACUCAUUUCACCCCCUUGACCAUGUUGCCAUGUGUCUGCUGGUUUCAACCUAUCCUCAUCUUGCUGUCCUCUGUCUUAUGGACCCGGGGGGAAAACUGCCCAGCAACCUGCUUGUGCCCAGAUCCUCACACUGUGGACUGCAGCGGCCGUGGGCUCACCCGUCUACCCGAUGAGAUCCCCUUGGAUGUGCGCAGGCUUUUGCUGGCUGACAACUGGAUACCCCGCAUCCCCUCGGACUUCCUGGUUCUGUACAGUGACUUGGUCUACCUGGACCUCCGGAACAACUCCCUCUCCCACAUAGAACCAGGGACCCUUAGCACCUCUUCCAGGCUGGUCUUCCUGGACCUGGGCAGCAACAAUCUGACUGAAAUCCCCAAGGGGACUUUUGGGGAGUCCCGGAGCUUGAUCAAAUUAAGACUGGGAAACAAUCCAUAUCUGAGCAUGGUGAGUGAGGAUGCUUUCCUGGGCCUCACCUCCCUGAGAGAACUCGAACUAGAGCGUAAUGCUCUGUCUACCCUAAAGGUGGGGGCACUGAGUCAGUUGCCCUCCCUGCGAGUGGUAAGACUUGAGGGCAACCCUUGGGUGUGCAACUGCAACUUUGCCAACCUGUUCGCAUGGCUGAUGGAGAACAGCCACAAGCUUCCAAAUGGGGUGCAAGGCAUGGAGUGCUCCCUCCCAAUGGACGGCAGACGUGUAUCCCUGACCCAGCUCUCCAAGGAUAGCUUUCGGGAGUGCCAGGCCACUCUGACUCUAACAGACCUGCUCAUCAUCAUUUUCUCUGGCAUCUCAGUGUCUGUGGUGGCCAUUAUGACCAGCUUCUUCCUGGCUUCAACUGUUCAUUGCUUCCAGCGCUGGAGUAAAGGCACCAAGGGGGACGAGGAGGAGAGUGAGGAGUGAGAAAGAUUUUGUGUUUUUGAAGGGCCCGUGUGGUCCUGGUACUUCAAACAAUGAGAGAACACGAUGGCAGCGUGCACCCCCAUGCUGUUUGUUCCCUGGUGAAUAUCCAGGUCUGUUUAACGGUAGGAUCUUGCCCUGGUAUGGUUGCAGUUGUUUUCUUUGCACAUGGACAUCUGAAAUAUGGUGAUAAAAGACAUUCCCAAGGAAUGAGUCCCGUUAAAGGUUAGUGAGUGCACUGCUCCACUCGUAAAAUGCUAUUAUAUUUUUGGCUGUGAGAGCCUGUGGUCAUCAGUUAUGGCUACUGGGUCAUGACUCAGUGUUAUAGGCUUACACAAAUAUAAGAAGGCCAACACAUUUGUAAUGAAAAAGAAAUAGAUUUCAAAAAAGAGCUGUUGCUGUAGUGCUGUCACGUUAGUCUUAGUAAAACCAAAAACUUAACAAAAUCUACCAAUGUUGAACAUUUAACUCUGGAAUCUGAAAUCCUGUAAAGUAACAUCAAAGUUAAUGUGACUUUUUGAAUGACUUUCUUUUGGGCUAUAUCUGAGGAAGGCAGAAUCUUUAAUGUUGAUGCUAUUGGUGGGGGGUGGGGGUGGUGGGGGAUGACAUACCCACCAGUGACCUCAGUGUUUAAUUGCCUAUGCCGUGAUAUGCUGGCAUAUCCUGCCAUUUAUAGGGUCUCUUUUGGACAGCCUCGCUCACUAACAUUAAAUAUUUGUUCACAAGAAGUUAACAAGGCAAAUACUGCUGAUUCUUCAGUGAGUGAAAUUAAACAGUGGCAGUGAGGUAAUUUCAACAAGAAGGAUUUGGGUACUGAUGUACUGCAGGCAUGAGGAGAUUCCAGUGGGUCUACACAUUCUUUCAGGAGUAUAUUCAAUAUAUAAUCACAAAUCUAUGUACAAAAGAGAACAAUGUACAGUCAAACAAACAUAGAAAUCAGCAGGAUAUACUGUAUAUCCUUUAGAUUGAUAACUGUGAACUGUGUAGAAAGAAAUUCCUAACAUAUCCACAGUAUAAUCAUGGAAAUUAUGGCAAAUACUGUAUUGAAAUAGAAUCUAUGUAGAAUUAUUGUGUCAAAUAAUGCACUUUAAUGGUGAACCUAAUUUUUGCAAAAGCCCCUAAUUACAUCAUGUAGACUGGUACUAUCUUCAUCUGCCAAAGAUUAGGUUUUAGUGGAGGAGAGACUACACAUAGGGACUUUGCUGUGGAUGGUGUGUUAUUUAGUGAGGUAGGCAUAGCUCCCAGUUAGAAGCCAAAUCACACUCUGUAUACACACGUUGUACUCAAACAGUUCUGGUCUCCAAAGAUUUACAUUUUCUUCUGGUUUGUCUGUGAGUAAACCAUGUGAUGAUAGCCUGCAUUUUAACAGAAAGAUCACUUUAGAACAACAACAAAAAAAUCUAUACAGGGGUGGCAAACAAGAGUUUAGUUUCUUAAGAUAUCUGUUGUUGUCGUUAAGAUAUCCAUCAGCUUAUCAUCCUUUAUCUGAGGAUCUAAACAUCUUUGCAGUAAAGCUCUGGAUUUGAUAUUCUGGAAAAGUCACAUAUCUAAACUCUUAUUGUAUCAACAGCAUCUGCAUUCACAGGAGUGUCAGCACAGUGCAUUCUAAAUUUAAUAAAUCAGUGCCCUAAAUAUUAUGGGUUUCUGUUUGUUAUUUGCAUUCUGUAUAUUUAAAUCCUCCAUGAGUGGGACUCAGAAUGCACAGAACUGGUCUCCCCACCUCUCCCCCUCAAAAAAACCAAAAAAAAAACAAGGUAUAUUGUAUUCCUUCUCACAUUCUUGUAAGGCAUGAAUAAUUCAGUGAAACUAAGAUAUGAAGCAGAAAGAAUGUCAAGCCUCUAAAUACAAACAAGCAGAGGCUAGAAAAAGAGCCACAAGCAAAUAGAGUCAUCAUUUUCUGUGUGGUUAACAAAAGAUGAAAAGGAAUUCCAAAUGCCUCUGUCCCUUUAGAACAAGUCAUAACCCUGAACAUGCAGCGUUCGGAAGCACAUUUUGCAGAAAUGACAAAACAUAAAUGUGGCUUUAUUUGUUUGGGGUUUUUUUUGUUGUGUAGGCAUCAAUCAAUAAAAGCACAACAAUUUCACAGGAGACUAAUAUACUUGGGUACACUCUAUAAAAGGAUGUAUCACCAUCAUGCUGUAUGUUGGUACCAGCCUGUAUUGUCACAAUGCUUUCAUUAAUGUGUUUUUUGUUACAUGUUGUGCUGAAACUGGCACGUCUUGUUAGCAGUGGGAUAUCUGUACUGUAUGGAUGUUGUGUAUUUGCCAGAAAUCAAAUGGGGGAUACUUUAAAGACACAUACCCAUUGGAAAUUAUCUACUGGCCUUUCACUAAACCCCUUCCCUCAACUGUCCAGCCAUAAUUUAGUAACUGUAACUAGGCAUGUCAGCAUGCCUGUAAAGCUUUGGAUUUCUCCAUAUGUUGUCGCAUUGUGCAUGAUCUGAGCAGUGAAUAUCUCAAGAGGUCAGAGGGUGAUGUCUUAUUUAAAAACCUAAAACUCAAGAGUAAACAUGAUUUAACACAUUGGAAUUUGUCUUUAUAUGUUCUAAUCCAAGCUGCACAUGUUAGCAUGGCUGGCUAACUGGCCUGCUUUGCUAGAUUUUUUUGCAGGGUCAUAUCUGUUCAACACAACCACGUUCACUCUUUGGCAGUCAGAAUGCUAUUAUAUCAGAUGAUCGCAACUCAGUCCUGCUUUUGGGGACAGUCAGGGAAUUCCAACCAAACUUGAGAUGGAUGCUGCUAUACUUGCCAAAAUGAUCCUUCUCCUCAAAUCCUUUUCUCUUGUAACAGUAUUGUUUGAAAAUCUGAACAGUAAUCAUAAAUGAGGUUGCAUGUCCAAGUGUGUUUUUCUACAGCAAGCAUCCAAGUAAUUCAGCUGUUUUGUUAGAAAAAAAUAGCAAGCAAAUUUUGAAAUUUGGGAAUGACUAGCUCUAAAGAGAACACAAAAUUUUGUUACUUUGAACAUGUUUUGUUUAUGCAUUCACAACUAAACAGUUCAAUAGCUGUGCUUCCAUGUUUCCAUAAUGUAUUUCUAUGCAUAUUUUUGGAUUACUGCAUUAGAAAUAGUUAAUAACAAACAAAAUUUCAUUUGAUGCUCACUUUUUUUUAAACAAGUUCCAAUGUAGCAAACAUUUAGCUCACGUAACUGGUUUGUUUUGUUUGCCUACUGAAUUUGUAGUAGGAUCGCAAUCAUGUGAUCGUCACCAGGCAGCUGACGUAGCUUUCACUUGUUGUCAUAGUUACAGUGAUGCCGUGCUGGUAUCUUGCAAUACAGAAAUUUUUAACAAAGAACCCAGAAUAUAUGCUGCAUCACUGCCAAAAUCUAAUUAUUUUUUCCUUGUGUCAUUUCUGACCUUCCCUGAUAAUUUCAUUCAAAUCCGUUAGUCCGUUUUUGAGUAAUGUUGGUAACAGACAGACAAACAGACAGACAAACAUAUGCCGAUCGUCACAUAACUCCACUGCUUUCCUUGGCAUACUAAUAAAAGCUGACAUGAAAGAAUAAUUACAACUUUCCACAUUGAAAACAAUUUCUGAGGACUUCUGUCCAUUUUUUUCCAUGCAUAUGGACAUAGUUUUGUUUCUUUUUCAUGUCAGACUUUUUUGUUUGCAGUUUGUAAACAACUACUUUUGCUUCUGCCUUUUCUACUCUAUUCUUUAUUAUACCCAUGUGUAAUGUAGCACUGGUCACCACCUCUGAAAACAUGCAACAGAGUUUAUUUGCUCCAAAGCACUUAAUGGAAGCAAGCCUAAUUUGCAUUUUCUCUUUACAUAUUCCAACAUUUAAAAGUUAGCUUCAGAUUUGUUUGACAAUUACAUGGAAACACGGCUAAUGAAAAAAAAUGACCUCCAGUUGCGAUGCUAAAUCUGUUAUUGUUAGUACUACAAAGUGCAGUGAAAGAAUGGAAAGCUUCACAAGUUCAGCAAAAAUCAUGAAAGAGGACGGGGCUUAGUGAAACAGUCAAUAUAAAUGUCAGUCUAGAAACAGUACUAAAGGGGAAUUCCACUGAAUUUCAUAUUUUGAAGUCUUCUUCUUGUACUUCUUUGGGCAGUUUUGUCACAAUUAAUAAACAUGCGCUCACAGCCAGACGGAAGCUGUCCACAGUUAAACAUUCUCAUGGAGUGAAUGGAGGGGGGCAUUUAGGAACUCAGCUCCCAGUGAAAGUAUAAGAUAAGUUUCCAGUUGUUGACAUAAGAAGAGCAGAUUCCCAAUAAAUUCCACUGUUCAAAAUUGCCAGAGUAGCUAAAACAGAUUUGGUUGAGAGGUUUUCCCCUUGAACAGCUGGGAAACUGCUUUCAUAACUGUCACCGUAAGACACAGAACAGAAGAGAGUUUUUAUACAUAUCAUUAUCAUUUCGACUACUGUGUAGUUACUGUAUAUUAACAGAUUAUUAUGUUAGCUUAGUCGUUAGCUUGAAGCAUAUGUUAGCAUGACAGUUUCUUUUUCUCAUUCUCAUUUUAUUAACUAGCAAAUAUUCAGCACAUUAGAGCAUGCACUGUUAAGUUACCUGCAGUAUAAAGUUCAGAUUCAUCUCUAUUUUUCUAUUAUAUCUUUCAGGAUGAAGCAUUUAUUUACACUGUCAGUCUCCAAAAAUAGUUUUUUCUGGCACUGCACACCCUGGGAAGCAGAGACAGUGGUGGCUGUUUGUCUUGAUAUUGCUUAAAAUACCAAAAUCCAUGUUAUGUUUUGUCAGAUAAAUGUCAGAAUGGCUCAAAUCUAAAUGAAAUGACAGAAGAGAGUGUGAUGAUGUUGCUGCCGCUGAAUGCAUUUCCAAAUGUCAUACAGACACUGUCAAACAGACCGUAUGUGUAGCUGUAUAUUGAUAUUUGGAUUAAAAAAAUUAGUAAUAAAAUCCUUUUCUUCUGUC